GUCAGUGAGCGGCGUUGAUAGGGUGCUGGAAGGAGGGUUACCGUGUGUUAAAUUAUAAUCUUGGUGCUUUCAACAGUUCUUGUGACAAGAAAAACCUGCGUGCUGUAGCCACUGAAAUAUCUGCGUAGAGGAUCUGAGCAGAUUUCUUUUCACCGUUUUCACUGGACUUGUUAAGAGCAAUGUCACUGCUGUCACAGAGGUGUCCUACCCCGCAUCAAUGCAGCGUGCGAGACGGCUGAUCGGAUGCUUUCUACCCUUUCAAGAUCUAUAUUUUAUAUCUGAACAAUUCUUUGCAAAAACAAUGUAUAUAUUUAUUCAGAUGCAUCUGAAGAGUGAUUGAAGACUCAGCGAGCGGAGGCAAGCCACUGCAUUUUAAUCAGAGGGAAAUACAGAGAAGCUGCUCAUUGAUAUUUCACAGGCAUACUUUCUGAACCAGUUUACUUGUACAGUGACAAGCGUUUCAGGUCGUGGGAUUUUAAUCCCGAAGAAACUGGAGGUAGACACAUUGCAGUUUCAAAUUUGGAAUUUCUGCUGAAAUUUGAUACCAGGUGUUGGAGGACCAGCGCACGCUUUGCUGCCGUUUCAUUCCGAGGACAAGGAUUGCGAUUAUGGCACCACGGAGUCUGGGUGCUCAGAUGAAUUUAAAUUAGGUGUACAGCAUCGCCGUUUGAAAUAAAGACGAAGCCGAAAGAUAAGAAGAGAUCGAAGAAAGGAGAAAAAAAACAAUAACAAAAAUCUACAAGGAAAUGAGUUUGUCCUGUUUUUUCUUGUAAUGUUGCAUCGCUCUGAUGACUCUUUAAGGUAGGGAUUUUCAGUUCACUUCGCAAAUCAACAGGUCGGAAGCGUGAGACCCACUGAAAAAAUAAAAGCGCUCAUGCUGCAAAGGAUGUAUCUUUCUAUUUUUUACUUCUUAAUGCUGUGGGCUCAAGCCCUGUCUUUGAAAAAUUUAAAUUAUUCUGUUCCGGAGGAGCAGGGACCAGGGACCGUGAUUGGGAACAUUGCCAAAGAUGCCAGACUUGGAGCGGGAGAGAGGGGUAAGAAAUCAAACUUCAGGGUGUUGGAAAACUCCGCCCCGCACCUCAUAGACGUGGAUCCAGAAAGCGGACUGCUUUAUACAAAGCAGCGGAUCGACAGAGAAACACUGUGUCGACGAAUCCCCAAGUGCCAACUCUCUAUGGAAGUGUUUGCCAACGAUAAAGAGAUAUGCAUGAUUAAGGUGGACAUACAAGACAUAAACGAUAAUUCGCCCACCUUUCCUUCGGAUCAGAUAGAUAUUGACAUUUCCGAGAAUGCUGCGCCCGGUACCCGCUUUCCACUAACAAGCGCGCACGACCCAGACUCAGGGGAAAACGGGCUGAAAACCUACCAGCUUACACGUGACGAUUAUAAUAUAUUUUCUCUGGAUGUGAAAUCUAGAGGAGACGGGACUAAAUUCCCAGAGUUAGUUAUUCAGAGACCUUUAGACAGGGAGGAGCGGAGCCAUCACACUCUAAUAUUAACAGCGACUGAUGGAGGGGAAUAUCCAAGAUCAGGGACAAUGCAAAUUAAUGUUAAAGUCAUGGAUUCGAAUGACAAUAGUCCAGUGUUUGAACAGCCUUCAUAUGUAAUCGAGAUACCUGAAAAUGCACCUAUUGGAAAAGUUUUGAUAGAUUUAAAUGCCACAGACCCAGAUGAAGGAAGCAAUGGACAGGUGGUUUAUUCAUUUAGUGGAUACACUCCUGACAGGAUCCGGGAGUUGUUUGCCAUUGACCCCAGAACAGGUGUUAUAAAGAUUCAGGGGGAAAUUGACUAUGAAGAAAGCCCAAUUAUAGAGAUUGAUGUUCAGGCAAAGGACCUAGGACCAAACCCAAUCCCUGGACACUGUAAAAUCACGGUUAAAGUGAUAGAUAGGAAUGAUAAUUGGCCGUCAAUAGGUUUUGUUUCUGUUCGACAGGGGGCCGUCAGUGAAGCUGCCCCCCCAGGAACUGUCAUAGCAUUGGUGAGAGUCACUGACAGGGAUUCGGGAAGAAAUGGCCAGCCUCAGUGCAGGGUAUUGGGUAAUGUGCCUUUCAAGCUGGAGGAAAACUAUGACAAUUUUUACACAGUAGUUACAGAUAGGCCAUUAGACAGAGAGGUACAAGAUGAGUACAACAUAACGAUAGUAGCCAAAGACAAUGGGAUUCCUCCUUUGAAUUCUUCUAAAUCAUUUACUGUAAAGAUCUUGGAUGAAAAUGAUAACGCCCCUCGCUUCACAAAAGCAGUGUACCUCCUACAGGUUCCAGAGAAUAACAUUCCUGGGGAGUAUUUAGGCUCCGUUCUGGCUCAUGAUCCAGACCUGGGUCAAAAUGGAACUGUGUCUUAUUCUAUUUUACCAUCCAAUGUUGGAGAUGUGUCUAUUUACACCUAUGUGUCUGUCAAUCCCACAAAUGGUGCAAUAUAUGCUUUAAGGUCAUUCAAUUAUGAGCAGACAAAAUAUUUUGAAUUUAAGGUUUUGGCAAAGGAUUCAGGGUCCCCUCAUCUAGAGAGUAACGCCACUGUCAGGGUUAGUGUAUUAGAUGUCAAUGACAACGCUCCGGUCAUAGUGUUACCUCUCCUGCAAAAUGAUACUGCUGAGAUUCAUGUUCCUAGAAACGUGGGUGUUGGGCACAUAGUGACCACAGUGAGAGCUGUGGACAAUGACUACGGAGAAAGCGGUCGCCUGUCCUAUGAGAUUUCUGAUGGGAAUGAAGAGCAUUUGUUUGAGAUGGAUGCUGUCACUGGGGAGAUCAGAACCGUGCAUCCUUUCUGGGAAGAAGUGGCCCCAGUUGUAGAGCUUAUUGUUAAGGUCAUCGACCAUGGGAAACCCACACUCUCAGCUGUAGCUAAACUCGUCAUUAAGGCUUACACAGGACCCCUUCCAGAAGGCGAACCCAGGAUCAACGAAGAGCAACACAGCUGGGACAUGUCCUUGCCCCUUAUAGUCACCCUCAGCAUAAUUUCCAUCAUGCUUCUGGCAGCCAUGAUCACCAUUGCUGUCAAGUGCAAGCAAGAGAACAAGGAGAUCAGGACUUACAACUGCCGGAUUGCCGAGUACUCUCACCCCCAGCUGGGCAAGAGCAAGAAGAAGAAGAUCAACAAGAAUGACAUCAUGCUGGUGCAGAGCGAGGUGGAGGAGAGGGAUGCCAUGAACGUCAUGAACGUGGUGAGCAGCCCCUCCCUCGCCACGUCCCCUAUGUAUUUCAAUUAUCAGACACGCCUGCCCCUCAGCUCCCCCAGGUCUGAGGUCAUGUACCUCAAGCCCACCUCCAACAACCUGACUGUUCCUCAAGGACAUGUUGGCUGUCACACAAGCUUCACGGGGACAGUGACUAAUACCACAGAGACUCCGGUUAAUAGGAUGUCAAUAAUUCAGACAGAUAAUUUUCCACCAGAGCCCAAUUACAUGGGCAGCAGACAGCAGUUUGUUCAAAGCAGCUCUACAUUCAAGGACCCAGAGCGGGCAAGCCUGAGGGACAGCGGACAUGGUGACAGCGACCAGGCCGAUAGCGACCAGGACACAAACAAAGGUUCCUGUUGUGACAUGUCCAACAAGGAGGCCCUCAAGAUGAAGGCGACCUUAGCUAAACCUCAAACCCUUGAGCAGGAACAGGAAGAGUGCGUUAAUUGCACAGAUGAAUGUAGAGUGCUAGGCCAUUCUGACAGAUGCUGGAUGCCGAAGUUCCCCUCAGGAAAUCAGGCAGAGGGCGCCGAUUACCGCACCAACCUAUUUGUACCAGCAGGAAUGGAAACCACGAUGGACACAGAGACUUAUGAGACUGUCAACCCCAAUGGGAAAAAGACAUUCUGCACCUUCGGGAAAGAGAGACGGGAUCACACCAUCUUAGUAGCUAAUGUAAAACCUUAUUUAAAAGCCAAGCGUGCCCUCAGCCCCUUGCUGCAGGAGGUCCCCUCUGCCUCUAACAGCCCCACCAAAUUGUGCACGUCUCCAUGUACAUCCAGCACAGGGCUCUCGGAGCCCAAUGAGGGCAAGCUGAGGAACAGCCAGUAUGGACCUCCCGAUGGCCAGUACUUGUCACCAAAUAAACAGUUGAAAGACUCCCCGUAUCUGCCGUCUGAGCCCAUGGCCAAGGCCCUGGCGGACGUCCACCCUCGCAUCGGCCAGGAAUCUGGCGAGAUGGACCACAUGCUGGAUCCACUGGACCAGAACAACCCUGAGCUCCACCAGGAGGCCAUGGAUACAGACCAGGUGGUCCGGCACAUCGACAAGCUUUUACAAGACUGUCGAGGGAAUGAGACCACAUCCGUGAGGAAGUGAAACGAUUGAACCCUCACAAGUACAAGCGGUGAAUAAAAUUAUUAAUUAAAAUUUUAAAAAAAAGGAAACAGGAAAAAAAGAACUAAAGGGGACAUUUUAAAGUGAACAAAUUUGGGGCAAAUGAAUAAAAUGAUGGGACUUAAAUUCUCUGGAACAGAGAGAAGAGGCCAGCUGCCUCUGGCUUCUAUAUUCCAAGUGCCCACCAGCUCAUAAAGAUUUCAUGUCAUUCUGUCCUCUGACAGGAUCACCCCUUCACACACAGCAGAAGGCUAUGGGACACCCGUGAUGAUGAUGGAAAGAGCGCUAGUUUAAUAUGACAGCCAGUGCAAAAAUGGGGGCAUGGUGGACCAACACAAUGUAACCAAACAGACAAGGACAUGUGUGACUUGACUUUUCGGAGUUUGUAUCAGUGUCGUUUGAAGUGCAUAAUGAGAUCAUAAAUCUGUGAAGGGUUGAGGAUUAUAUGAAAAAAAUGUAACCAUUUUUCACCUGCCAUUAAUAAUCACGUGUAAACUGUAUUUCUCUAUAUUUAUCUGACAUAUAGAACAUUCCAGAUUAGUGAAGCAGUGAGAAUACACCAUAGUUGUUGUGUAAGUGUCCAUCCUUCAUCAGUUUCCUGUUUUUCAUGUAUUUGUAAGGUCUGUUGUCUAACCCAACUGUGUUGCAAUCACAAUCCUAUAUAUUGGACAUUUUUGCUCUACUGUGAAAACAUACAUACGUACAUACAUACAUACACAUGCAUACAUAUUUAUAUAUGUAUGUAUAUUCCGUAUUAAAAUAAUAUUUAAUAUUUAUACGUUUUUAUAUAAAAAAACACCUGAAAAUAAUGUUUAAAUCAGUAACUCUUCAGUUAAUGGUAAACAAUAUAGGAGGUACUAUUUAUUGCAGGGGGGACCAUCAGAAAUUUUUAAAAAAGAAAAAGUCCCUUCAUAUUACUGCUAUACGCAAUAUAAUUUAAUGUUACAAUGUAUCUGAAUCAGUGUGUUUACAUCAAAUGACAUAUUUUUUGAUUUCCUGCAAUUUGUGUGCAUAUAAGCCAAAUUGUUAUGUGUAUAAGAGCUAUAUUGUGUAUUUUAUUAAAUCGAUAUAUGGUUGUAUUGCAAUAUACAUGGGCUUACACUGUAUUUGGCAACUGUUUCCUUAGUAGUCAUCGAACUCUAUGAGUUUAUUUGUACUAUUUAUUUGUUUUUUUCCUCAUCUGCUCCUUAUCCUACUGGAUUGGGUAGCAGUGCUUUGGGACAGUCUGGUGGUCAAAGUGAACUCUGAUUCACUGCUUGAUUAGCCAACUGAGGGGGGGAGGGGGGAGCAACAAUCCAAUGAGUAAUUAUAGAAAGCUGGCAUCUUGUUAAUAAGGCAGCUAUUUUUUUUUCUAGAGGAAAACCCUGUGUUUGUAUAGCUAUUUCUUUUCCUUGCAAAUAAGGCCGCCAUACUUUGUCUUAGGUAAACUUCUACUGUGACUGUAGUGAAUUUGACCACCGUGAAGUGAUACAUUAUUCACAGAAAACCACCAUUUUGCUUUUGUAAAUGAAACAAAAGUUCCCUCUGACCAUUUUAUGUAUUUUCUCGGGACAUUACGGAUUUAUGAUAAAUCGUAUUCCCUCAAUAUUAGAUUAAACUUGAUGACUGAAAUUCUAUUUUCCAUUCCUUUUACUGUAUUUUAUUUUCUAAAUGAGGCAUUUAUGUAACAGGUACACAUCAUUCAUGGAUCAUGAUGUGAAGAAAAAUAUAGUAUGAGAAAAGUGAUACUGGGGAAUAUUUUGCGGCUUUGUAUAAGUUAUGGAAAAGCUAGCUAAAAUUUUCAAUGCACAAUGGGACAGAUGUUGAAAAUUAAUUUUUUAAAGAAAAAGUACAGUAUUGAAUUAGAUACACAAUAGGGAUAUUCUAUAUAUUCUGACCACCGAUUACUACUUAUAUUUAUUUUAUUACUCAGUUUGAGCAGUAGCUGAAACUGUGAGAUGAAUUAAAGGAUCUGUUUUUAUAUUACAAGUACAUAUAUAUGUAAAUAGUCAAUAUUUGUCAUUAACUGAAACAUAAAAACAUAUCCUUUAUAUCCUUAAUAAUCACAUUCUUAAUAAAGAACAGAACAGUGGGCUGAGUUCCUAUCACAUGUUUAACUUUACCUCACAGUCUGUUUGAGUGAGGUCAUGCGUUCUUAAAUUAAGUAAUAUUUACACAGACAUUACUGUCUGCUUUCUGAAGAUCGAUUUGUUCGGUAGCAAGUUAUCAAAGUGUAUUGAAAUACAUUUGAAUGAAGCUUGCAUUCGAUCCUGAUAUGAGUCUCAUAAAGCCUUUGGUUAGUCAAGGAAGCUGCCCAAAUCUGGUCACAUGGUUUCCAAUCCUUUAACCCCCCCCCUCCACCCCCACCCAAAAAAAAAACAAACAGUGAGAAACUGAUCAGUAAAACCAUAAAUACUGUAAACUGUAUUGUCAUCUAUGUUCAUUGUG
Messenger RNA from Brienomyrus brachyistius, 6718 nucleotides. RefSeq names its product protocadherin-17-like. Gene Ontology annotation, cellular component: plasma membrane. The record is from RefSeq and is a predicted model, not a curated record. The transcript has 5 exons. Bases 875 to 4273 code for a protein of 1132 amino acids. Gene Ontology annotation, molecular function: calcium ion binding. Lineage: Eukaryota; Metazoa; Chordata; Actinopteri; Osteoglossiformes; Mormyridae. Gene Ontology annotation, biological process: homophilic cell-cell adhesion.